Drechmeria coniospora is the source of this 1944-nucleotide messenger RNA. Its product is annotated as putative fimbrin. The transcript has 5 exons. Gene Ontology annotation, cellular component: actin filament bundle; cytoplasm; actin filament. Gene Ontology annotation, molecular function: actin filament binding; calcium ion binding. The record is from RefSeq and is a predicted model, not a curated record. Bases 1 to 1944 code for a protein of 647 amino acids. Lineage: Eukaryota; Fungi; Ascomycota; Sordariomycetes; Hypocreales; Ophiocordycipitaceae. Gene Ontology annotation, biological process: actin filament network formation; actin filament bundle assembly.
AUGAAUGUUCUCAAGUUGACGAGGAAGUUUCCUCAGUUUCCCCAGAACGAAAUCUUCCAACUGGCCGACGCAUUCCAGCGCCUCGAUGUCGACGACAAGGGUUACCUGGAGGAGGCAACCGCCAUCAAGGCCACGCAGCAGAGCGAGAACCAGCCGUACGAUGUUGUCAGACAGGCUCUAAAGGAAGUAGACCUAGACUCCUCACGUCGUGUAGAGCUCGAGGACUAUGUCGGACUCAUUGCGAGGCUUCGGGAUGCCUCGCCUGCACAGAGGCGUCUCUCUGCCGGACCGACCCCCACGAGCCCAGGUGUCGUCUCCCAACGCACUGGCGGCGGUCACGCUUCCAGGGGCAGCAUUGGCGGAAAGAUUCAUGUUCAGGGAUCGAGUGCCAACGUGACGCAUACGAUCAACGAGGACGAGCGAACAGAGUUCACCCGCCACAUCAAUGCAGUCCUCUCCGGCGACGCUGAUAUCGACAGUCGUCUCCCAUUCCCCACUGACACCUUCGAAAUGUUUGACGAGUGCAAGGACGGCUUGGUACUAGCCAAGCUCAUCAACGACAGUGUGCCAGACACCAUCGAUGAGCGAGUCCUGAACGUGCCCGGCAAGAAGAUCAAGAAGCUCAACGCCUUCCACAUGACUGAGAACAACAACAUCGUCAUUGAGUCGGCGAAGGGAAUCGGCUGUUCCGUUGUCAACAUCGGCGCCGGUGACAUCAUCGAGGUCCGCGAACAUCUCAUCCUCGGCCUCAUCUGGCAGAUCAUCCGACGCGGUCUCUUGGGAAAGAUAGACAUCAAGCUUCAUCCCGAGCUCUAUCGCCUCUUGGACGAAGACGAGACCCUCGAGCAGUUCCUGCGCCUGCCUCCGGAACAGAUCCUCCUGCGCUGGUUCAACUAUCAUCUCAAGGCUGCCAACUGGCCCCGAAGGGUGACCAACUUUUCCAACGACGUCAAGGACGGUGAGAACUACACCGUGCUCCUCUCCCAGAUUGGGCACGAACAUGGCUGCACGCGAAAGCCGCUUCAGACGAGCGAUUUGCACCAACGGGCCGAGGAGGUCCUUCGCGAGUCGGAAAAACUUCACUGCCGCAAAUUCUUGACGCCCAAGUCCUUGGUAGCCGGAAACCCGAAGCUCAACCUCGCCUUCGUCGCCAACUUGUUCAACACCCACCCCUGCCUGGAACCGAUCACGGAAGAGGAGAAGCUUGAGGUCGAGGACUUCGAUGCUGAGGGUGAGCGCGAGGCCCGAGUAUUCACCCUGUGGCUCAAUAGCCUCGACGUUCAACCCGCCGUCGUCUCCUUCUUCGAUGACUUGAAGGAUGGCACCGUUCUCCUGCAGGCCUACGACAAGGUCAUCAAGGGGUCCGUCAACUGGCGACACGUCAACAAGCCCCCGGCUCACGGCGGGGAGCUGUCGCGUUUCAAGGCGGUAGAGAACACGAAUUAUGCCAUCGAACUGGGCAAGCAGAAUGGCUUCUCCCUCGUCGGAAUUCAAGGUGCCGACAUCACCGAUGGCCAGAAGACCCUGACGCUCGGUCUAGUAUGGCAACUCAUGCGCCGGGAUAUCAGCAUAACCCUCUUCUCCCUUGCCCAGAAGCUCGGCAAGAAGGAGAUCACUGAUGCCGAGAUGGUCAAAUGGGCCAACGACAUGUCGAGGAAGGGAGGCCGCAACUCGGCCAUCCGCUCUUUCAAGGAUCCGUCCAUUGGCUCCGGAAUUUUUCUGCUAGAUGUCUUGAACGGAAUGAAGAGCAACUACGUCGACUACGACCUGGUCACGCCUGGCAGGACCGACGACGACGCAUAUCUGAACGCUAAGCUCAGCAUCAGCAUCGCGAGAAAGCUUGGAGCCACCAUCUGGCUCGUGCCGGAGGACAUCAGUCAAGUGCGCAGCCGCCUGGUUACGACCUUUAUUGGCUCCCUCAUGGCGACUCAUGAGAAGAUGUGA